Messenger RNA from Knipowitschia caucasica, 873 nucleotides. The record is from the annotation of a GenBank genome assembly. Lineage: Eukaryota; Metazoa; Chordata; Actinopteri; Gobiiformes; Gobiidae.
AUGAGGCUACAGUUGGCUCAGGAGGAAGAGGUCGCAAACAGCACACAUCCUGCCUCACCCCCUCCCCCUCAUCGGUCCCAAUCCAGUCCUCCACCAGUCCCCCACCAGUCCCCCACCAGUCCCACACCAGUCCCACACCAGUCCCCCACCAGUCCCACACCAGUCCCCCACCAGUCCCCCACCAGUCCUCCACCAGUCCAACACCAGUCCAACACCAUCCAGACCCUCUGCACUGUGGCUCAGACUUCUCCGGAGCAGGACAGUCCAGUAGAUCUUUCUUCGUCCCUGGACCUCAUCUCUUCUCUUGACCUUGAGAGUCUGGUGCAGGACCGUAACCCACCUGAGGUUACCCAAGAACCUCCUGCUCCAGAAACCCCAAACCUCCAGGACUUUAACAGUCCUUCAGAAACUGUCAGUCCCCCAGAGAAAACCGUCCCACCAGAGACAGAGGACGUCAGCUCCGAUGCCGCUCACUUCAUGGUUUCAGCGAUGAUCCAAAAGCUCUUGGACAAAUCCCCCGUGUCCCUGGACAUUAGGGAACAAGGAAAAGUCAUUUUGCGACUGCAUGAGGUGGAGCGAAGAGUCUCCAUGCCCCAAGGAACAGACUUAAAGACCAAGGACCUCAAAACUAAAGCUAAAGAGGCGGCUAGAAGUCUGCGGGAAGAGCUGGGACCCAUCUCCUCCGCCCUGCUCCAGAGCGACUGGUUUGUGGAGGCAGCGGUGAGAAAUCUGAACAUCCAGCUCCAAGACUUCAACGAGGACCGAGGCCGACGAUCAGGACGCUUCUUCCUCCGAGUUCUUAAAAUGUUCAGGACCAGGAGGAGCAGAGUGUCGCCUGGUCCUCUGAGAGCAUACCUCAGAUCAGCGUGUUAA